ACAUUUCUGAUUUGCUUUGCCCUGACCCAUCCGAGGCUGUGGUCCUGCUGUGGUGUGGGCUGUGAAUGACCCUUCUCUUGGUGAUUCCACUUUGGAAGAAAUCACAUUUCUUGCAGGAAAACAAGGGGCAUGCUAAGGUGUGGUGUUGGGGUUGCUCUUUUCUGUUGCAGUUUCCCCUUUCCCAUGGGGUUCUGGUGCAGCAGCCUGGGGUUGACCAAGAGGCUGCCCUCAUGUUGCAACUUUUCUCUUGGUUUGUGCUUGGCAAUUUGAAGGUUGUUAAGGGGAAAAGAUGAUUUGGAGGAAGGAAGAGGUGGGAGGAAUGGAGGAAGCUCAGUGGGUGGAAAGUUGUACGGGGAUUCCCAGUCCUAUCCUGCAGCUGCAGGAAUUUCUGUUUUACAUGUGGACACUGCUUGAAGCAGCUGAAUUUUCUUCAGUGUAAUCCACCUGUGUUGCUGAGCUGUUCCUGAAGAGCUGAUCAGAAGAGCAGCUGCUGGCAGCUCGAUCCCUAUCCCUUUACUGCGCUGAUGUUAUAAAAUAAAUAAAACCCCCUCAAAGCACACGUCCACUUCUUGCCAGGAGGGCUGGGUUGGGGGCAUAAUGCUGCUCGAGAGGGAGAGGAGGGGAGCAAGUAGCAGUGUUGGGAUAUUUUCAAAGCCAUAUGGCUGCAGGAUGUGGGGAAAGUGUGAAAUGCAGCACUGUUGACAGAUGCCCCAGCGCAGAGCUGGUGCCUGCUCUGCAGGACCAGCUCUGGUGUGUGGCUGCUUUCUGUGGAGGACAGGGUGGCUGGGUGCUGUGGGGGCUCUUCCAUCCCAUAGUGCCCUGUCAGUGAGCACGUUCACUGCUGGGGAAAGGGGGAGUUCACUGGCUUGGGUUUGGUCAGUCAAAGUUAUGAUCUGGGGAUGAAGAAGGGGAUGACAUACGUUGUUUCCUCUCCCAGCCCCUCCUGGGCUACAGGGAAGAAGAUGGAUUGACCUUUGGGACAUCACCUUGUUUGGUGGCACCAUAUGAAGGAAAUCUCAUCAGAAGGUCACCUCUGAGCUUCCAGAUCACCCAAGAGCAGAAUAUUACCACAGCACUGGCAGUUAUGAAGACACCACUUGCCAAGUCCUUGCUGAGAACUUGCUGCUCAUUUGCCUGAAGUUCAUCUUUUCCCCAGAUGCAAAUGCUGUCAACUCCGGUUCCACCAAGAGUGCUGCUGCUGACAUGAAGGCCCCGCUCCCUAGUCUCUUCCUGCUUCUGGUCCUCCUGGCAUUGGGAUGGGGAAGCAGGGCAGUCACAGCCUGGGCAACAUCUUCUGGCAGCUGCAAGCUUGUGCAGAGCACCAUGGACUGCACUGGAAGAUGGCUCAGCUCUGUCCCAGGAGAUGUUCAAGGCGAUACCGAGGAGCUGUUGCUUGAUGACAACACUAUUCAGGUUCUGGGCAAUGAGUCUCUGCUCUCGUACCACCAGCUGCGGUGUCUCAGCUUGACCAAGAACCGGCUGGAGCUCAUUGAGCCUGGUGCCUUCCUCAGCAGCCAAGGCCUCCAUGUGCUCUCCUUGGCAGACAACCUUCUCUUCACCAACUACUCACUGACAGCAGCUGCUUUUUCUGCUCUGCCAGCUUUGAGGAUGCUGGAUCUAUCUGGAAACCACCUCACUGAGGACAUGGUAUCAGUUUUGGUCUGCAACCUGUCUUCCCUGGAGUCCUUGUCAGUGGCCAGGAACAUCAUCAUGAGGUUGGACUCAUCCAUCUUCACGAACCUGACACAGCUGUUGGAGCUGAACCUGGAGAAGAACUACAUCUUUGAGAUUGAUGAAGCUUUCACAGGGCUGCAGCGGCUGCAGAGGCUCAAUGUAGCUUACAACUACCUCCCGUGUGUAGUAGAGUUUGGGCUGACCCAGCUCAGGGUGCUCAAUGUCAGCAACAAUGUCAUUGAGUGGUUUCUGGCCCUGGAAAGUGAUGACCUUUUUGAGCUGGAGGUGCUGGACCUGUCCCACAACCACCUCCUCUUCUUCCCUGUGUUGCCGCGGCAAAGCAAGCUGCACUCCUUGCUGCUGAAGGACAAUGAGAUGAGCUUCUACCAACGUCUUCCCAAUGGCACAUCCCUGGCAGAUGUUACAGUGCAGUUCCUGCUCGUUGAUGGCAACUCCACCAACAUCACAACGGUCAGCCUCUGGGAUGAGAUCUGCCACAGCAACCUCUCCUCCCUGCGCCUUCUAGACAUGAGCUGGAAUCAGCUCUGGUACCUGCCGGAGGGUUUCCUGGCCCAGAUGCCUUCCCUGACCCACCUGAAGCUCAACCAGAACUGCCUGGAGAUGUUUCACCUGUCUGAGAGGGACCCUUUAGCCAUGCUGACAGAGCUGGACCUCAGCCAGAACAGGCUGGUGGAGCUGGGGGUGGAGGUGGGUGCCAGGGAUGUCCUGCCCAACCUGCAGCUCUUCAACCUCAGCACCAACAAGCUGCGGACGCUUCCUCCUGGGGUUUUCACCUACACCAGAAAGAUCACUACUGUGGACCUCAGCCACAACCAGGUUGAACUCUGUCCCCAGCCUGUUGUUGCAGGUGAGGCAAAGAGUCCCCCCUGUGUGGACAUCAGGGGUGUCAAGACCUUGACUCAUCUCUCCUUGGCUGGCUGUGGUCUGAGGGGACUAGGUGGUCACCCCUUCCAGGGAACACUGCUGAUGCAUUUGGACCUCUCCGACAACCAUCAGGUACUGUCCGGGGAGCUGGGGUGGCUGCAGGACCUUGCUCUGACACUGCAGGUGUUGUCUCUGAGGAACACCAGUCUCUCCUCUACCACUGUGGACUUCUCUGCCUUUAGCAGCCUUGUGCACUUGGACCUUUCGGGGAAUUCCUUGACUGCCUUCCCCACCUCACUGGGUGCCCUGAAACUGCGCAGCCUGAACCUGCGGAACAACUACCUCCCGGCUCUGCCAAAGGACGUGGUGCAGGCACCACUGGGGAAGAGCCUGCGGGAGGUCUACCUCAGCCAGAACCCCUACAACUGCUGCACCCUGGGCUGGUGGGACUCCCUGCAGCGGGUCAAGGGCUUGUGUGUCCCUGACGGGCAAGAGGUGACCUGCAGCUAUGCCUCCCGCACGCUGAGCCCCAGGGCACUGCCCGAGCCUGUUCUGCGGAGCUGCCGCUGGCAGACGGCCGAUCUGGCCCUGCUCUACCUGGUGCUGGCCCUGCCCACCUGCCUGACGCUCCUGGUGGCCUUUGCCAUCGUCUUCCUCACACUCAAGCCGAAGCUGCUGAAAAUGGUUAAAACUCGGUGUGGGGUGUCCAGCUCUUGCUGAUGGCUGAGGAGUAGUAGGAGGAAGGGCUCGGGAAUGCUGCAUGCGAGUGAGUUGUCAGGAUUACAGGCAGUGACCCCUCCAAGGUGGGUGAGUUGGAGUCAUGAUGGAUGGAGCAUCCAGGGGGUGCAGGGAGAACUACUGCUCCUGCUACGGAUGCCGUAAGGGUACCUGAAGGGUGUGGGGCCAUGUCUGGUGAUGCAGCCUGAGGCCAUGCUGAACAUUCUCCAAGUCUUCAGCAGAAACCAUCAGCUGUUGUUGGCAAGAGUCAGAAUCAGAGAAUCAAAUGGUUUGGGUUGGAAGGGACCUUAAAACUCAUCCAGUUCCAACCCCCUGCCAUGGCCAGGGACACCUUCCACUAGACCAGGUUGCUCCAAGCCCUGUCCAACCUGGCCUUGAACACUGCCAGGGAUGGGGCAGCCACAGCUUCUCUGGGCAGCCUGUGCCAGUGCCUCACCACCCUCACAGGGAAGAAUUUCUUCCUAGAAUCUAAACUAAA
This is a messenger RNA of Pezoporus flaviventris, 3775 nucleotides long. It is a transcript of the gene NRROS, whose product is annotated as negative regulator of reactive oxygen species. The transcript is spliced from 4 exons. The coding region runs from base 1204 to 3279 and encodes 691 amino acids. The record is from RefSeq and is a predicted model, not a curated record. Gene Ontology annotation, molecular function: protein binding. NCBI's taxonomy places the organism in Eukaryota, Metazoa, Chordata, Aves, Psittaciformes, Psittacidae.